Momordica charantia (bitter melon) is the source of this 940-nucleotide messenger RNA. RefSeq names its product Putative membrane lipoprotein. The record is from RefSeq and is a predicted model, not a curated record. NCBI's taxonomy places the organism in Eukaryota, Viridiplantae, Streptophyta, Magnoliopsida, Cucurbitales, Cucurbitaceae.
AAGAAGAAUAGCCGCGAGCUGGUCGCUUUCAGACGCUCGUUUUAUCUAUUCCCGAAUAACCAGCUCCCGCCAUUCAUGAGGCGAAUUUUGCAGCGGUAAAGAAACACUGCAAUUGAGUGAAGAACGAUUGCACUACUUGAAGCAGAUUUUUAUGGUGUUGUCAUGAUUAUAAAAGGCUUAUUCAGGAGGUAUGAAAGAUGGAAUCCUGUACAUCCGACUCUUGGGGCCUUUUGGGGGAUGGGAAUAGGCAUUGGUUGUGGUGUUGGAUGGGGUCCUGGUUUUGGUCCUGAAGUAGUUGGUUAUGUUGGUGCUGGCUGUGGCAUUGGAUUUUGUGUGGGAGUAACAGUUGCUGGUCUUGGCAUUGGUCUUCCAGCAAAUGCGCUCUAUCAUGUUCCUUACAGUGCAAUCCUGGCCACAAGAAGUGGAGCAGUGGAAUUAAUCCAAUCUAGCAGUCUUCGAUCUGCAAAAUUUUCUGUUAGAUAUGGAUGGAGCGACAUUACACAGCAUAUACUUGGGCUACAAAGAGAAGCAAGUCGACGAUUAACAAGCAUCAAGCAGGAGUGCUUGGACAAAAAGAUUAAUUUACCUGAUAUGAAGAGCUUACCAGCCAUACCAACUAGGUCUAUUUGUGAAACUUUAGGAUCAUUAGGUAAUCGCCUCUCUCACAUUCACAAAGGUUCAAAAGAUUAAAAUAUUGAAUGCUGAGCUAUACUGAUUAGUUGUUCAUAUCUCCAGCUACAGUAGAGUGAGUAAAAACCCAGUUGUUCCUCUUCCUUGGCUUUGGCUGCUACUCGCUUAGCAAUAUUUAUUUGUAGAAUAUUCAAUAUUGUAUGAUCUGGUUUUGGUCACACUUUGGAGUGUAAUCAGAUCAUUUCGAGUUAUCAUCUUUUCUUUUUGGAGCCGAAAUUUAUGUCGAAUUACGUCUAGCAGUUUUGGAGUA